This is a messenger RNA of Funneliformis mosseae, 1503 nucleotides long. The record is from the annotation of a GenBank genome assembly. NCBI's taxonomy places the organism in Eukaryota, Fungi, Glomeromycota, Glomeromycetes, Glomerales, Glomeraceae.
AUGUAUGUUCAUAGGUGUCGUUUCGUUGAAUAUAUGCCAGCAGCUAUUAAUGCUCUUGCAUUUACACCAAGUACUACUAAACCAUUGAUCGCAUGUGGCCGAGCUAAUGGGGAUAUCGAAAUAUGGAACCCACUUAAUUUGCACCUGGAAAAGAGAAUAUUAGGUGAAUUAAAUACUUCUGUGGAAGCAAUUAUAUGGGCACAUAAAAUAACUUUAACGGAAGCGGAUAAGAUAACUUAUAAUACACAAGCUAAACAGGAUAAAGCUUUAAAAGAGUUAACCAGUAAACCACCAAGAUUAUUUUCUGCAAGUGCUAACGGGUUGAUAGCGGAAUGGGACACGAUAAAAUUAAGUUGUAAGAAAUUCAUUGAUUCACAUGGAGGAGCAAUUUGGUGUAUGGCUGUUAAUCACGCGAAUACAUUAAUUGCUGUUGGAUGUGAUGAUGGGGGUAUACGGAUAUUUAAGAUUAUCGAUGAUGGACUAUCUUUAAUCCAUAAUUAUGACAGAAAGCAAGCAAAAGUAAUGUCUUUAGCUUGGGAUAUGGAAGACAAACAUAUCGUAUUUGGAACUUCAGAUAGUAAGAUAAUAAAAUGGAAUGUUGAACAAGGACGAGUAAUACAUAGGAUGACUGUAGAAAAAAAAUCACAGAAAGAAACUAUUGUAUGGGCAAUUCAAGUGCUCAAUGGCGACUCACUCGGUCACGUAUGUUUUUGGGAAGGAACAUUUGGAACUAUGAAACAAAAACUUGGAGCUCAUGACGCCGAUGUUUUAUGUCUGGCUUCGAAUCUCAAUGGUACAGCGAUUUAUUCUUCUGGGAUAGAUCGAAAAUGUUUUGUAUAUCGGAUUGUGUCUCAACCAAAAUCAUAUAGUAAAGAUAAUUCAGUACCAAAUGAAAGACAUUGGGUAAAAGUGGGGUAUAGCCGUCAUCAUAUGCAUGAUGUGAAAGCUCUCGCGAUAUGUGAAGGACGAGAUGUAAAUUCUUUAAUUUCUGGUGGUAUUGAUACAACUAUGGUUGUCGCGCCAAUUUUAAAUUUCCCUAAAAAUAAAUAUCAUAGGCUACCUUUUGUUCCAUUGAAACUUAUGAUCAGUAUGUCCAAAUCUAAACAAUUAAUUAUGUUCUAUUGUAAUAAUCAAAUAAAAAUUUGGAGGUUGGGGAAAGCAAAGUUACCGAGGUUGUAUCAAUUCGAACAAAAGGUUCCUCGUUUGGAGUUAGUAGAACCUCAACAAGCUAUUUUAGAAAUAACAUUAAAGGUCUUUUAUUUAUUACCAGUAUCUGACAUUGAACGUAUCAAGUUAUUCAAAGUUCUUGAAGACGCAAGUCAUUUAAGGGUACGUAAAAUAAAUGAUUUUCCACAAAUAACUAUAGACGGACGAAAUGUUGGAUCUAAUUUAUUAGGGCUCACACCAGACGGAAGUAAACUUGUGGUAGUUUUUAUGAAUUCAGAAAUAGUAAUAUAUGGACUUGAUAUUGAAGUAGGGGAUGAAGUUGAUGUCACAGUUUAG